Messenger RNA from Macrosteles quadrilineatus (aster leafhopper), 4043 nucleotides. Its product is annotated as lipase maturation factor 2-like. The transcript has 12 exons. The record is from RefSeq and is a predicted model, not a curated record. The coding region runs from base 276 to 2246 and encodes 656 amino acids. Gene Ontology annotation, cellular component: endoplasmic reticulum membrane. NCBI's taxonomy places the organism in Eukaryota, Metazoa, Arthropoda, Insecta, Hemiptera, Cicadellidae. Gene Ontology annotation, biological process: protein maturation.
UGUAUUUUUUAACUGUCAGGACGGCGACAGGAAAGAUUUGAUUUAAUUUGCAUUUUUUACAUGGGCUUUACAUUUUAAAUUAUUGAUUAAUGACUUUGCGCUAAUUUAAAAGUAGAAAAGAAUUCUGAUACAGACAGAUUCCCCCCUUAAAUUAACAAUUAGACCUAGCCUAGCCUAGUAUUUAUCAUUCAUUUCCAUUGGUCCAUCGCGUUUUCGGCAUGCAUUUGAGGAAUUGAUCUCUGAUCACAUAACUUAAUUCAAAUUAAAUUAAUAAAAUGGUUGAAAUCCGCUACACGAAACAUUUAUUUCUACGAUGCAUGAAUGUUAUUUACCUGUUUGCAUUUGCGUCCAUUUACAUCCAAAUACCGGGACUUUAUGGUGAGAAUGGUGUGUUACCAGCCCAUGUUCAACUUGAAGCUAAGGAUGACAACUUGGUCAGAAAUAUUCACAACAAACCAACUUUGCUGUGGCUUGCCCCUUAUAUUGGUCUUGACACAGAAUACAUGAUGGAUGUGCUUGCUCUUACUGGAAUAUUCCUUUCUUUUACCGGAUUUGUAUCACAAAAGUUCUGCAACAAGCCGAUGUUUGCUGCUCUCUGGUCACUGUAUUACUCCUUAUACCAGGUUGGGCAGACUUUCCUUUGGUUUCAAUGGGACAUCCUACUGCUAGAGGCUGGAGUGUUGUGUGUGCUUGCGUCUCCGUUGCGCUACAAGCCCGGCACUCGUCGUAGGCCGACCCCACUCGCCCCACACGAGCCUGUCACGUUCUGGCUCGUCCGCUGGCUGCUGUUCCGUCUGUUGUUCAGCUCAGGCAUCGUCAAACUGACCAGUGGAUGCCCUCAGUGGUGGGGACUCACAGCUCUAAAUGUCCACUUUGAGUCGAUGUGUCUGCCUGCGCCACUAGCCUGGUACUGCUUCCAUCUGCCUGCCUGGUUCCUCAACCUCAACACGGUGUUUGCCAACGUGGCCGAGAUAUUCAUCCCUCCGCUAUUCUUCUUCCCGGUACAAUCCGUCAGAACAGUAGCAUUUUGGGUUCAGGCUUUUCUCCAAGUUUGCAUCAUUAUCAGUGGAAACUUCAACUUUUUCAAUUUCCUAACUUUGACUCUGUGCCUCUCCUUGUGCACGGACAAGUUCUUUUUGAAAAUCAAAAAGCAAGAGAAGUCCAGCAGACUGUUAUCGAUUCUCAGUUUCCUUACAGCUGUUGUGGUUUAUGGCACGGUCAUCUACGCUACUGUUGUACUCUACACUCUCAAGUAUCAAGACGGGAAAAUUAACUCAAAGAUUGCAUUCACCAAGAAGGAGUUUGAUCUGGCCCUGUCCAAGGGGUUGCCAGCUGUUAUUGUUGUUGGGUUGGCAUCACUGGUCAUCACUUCACUACAGGCUCUUCUCUCAGCCGUGUCACAAACUUCUUCGUCUUUCUUCUCCAAGCUUUUCUCUCUGCUGUCAACGCUGUUUUACAUCACUGCGUCUGCUUUUAUUUUCACCGACAGUCUAGUGCCGUUCUCCACUCUCCACCCGUCAGGCAAUGCCACAGUGCUGCCUGUUGUGAGAGACUGGCACACUCGGCUGAGUCACCUACAUGUCACCAACGCCUACGGACUGUUCAGACGGAUGACGGGCGUCGGUGGUCGGCCAGAGAUCAUCAUUGAGGGGUCCAACGAUGUCAAGGGACCUUGGCUAGAAUAUCACUUCCUUUACAAGCCUGGCGAUGUCAAUAGAAGUCCUCCUUUUGUUGCUCCCCACCAGCCGCGGUUGGAUUGGCAGAUGUGGUUUGCUGCUCUCGGCACGUACCACCAGAACCCCUGGCUGAUGUCCCUCACCUACCGGAUACUGACCAACCAGAAGGAAGUGCUGGCUCUGAUGGACCAGGCCCACAACCCGUUCAAGCAGACACCACCCAAGUACCUGAGAGCUACAUUGUAUCAUUACCACUACACCACCUGGGACCAAAGAACCACCAACCGCUGGUGGACCAGAGAGAAGGUCGGGGAAUAUUUCCCAGUGUUCUCCAAGGACCAUCCCCCACUGCUGGACUACCUCCGUAACCUCAAGAUGUUGUCUAAGGACAAACACAAGGCCAAAGUCAAUCCUUACGCUAAAAAUUUCCUAGACCAGUUGAGAGCCUUAUUUGCCAAUGUUGACGGAGGUAUAUUACUGUGGUCCUUGUUCUCCGCUGGAAUGGCCGUCACUAUGCUGGAAGGAUUCAGUAGCCCGGCUACCACCCCUCACUCCAAGAAAAACAACUAAGAGUUCUUCCUUUAGACCACAAAAAUACUAUUAUGACAUAUUUUUUAACUGAAUCCUGCAAACGAGUUGUUGUGUGGUUUGAAUCUCAAAGGUAGUACUUUAUUCAAUAUUGUUUUGUCCGUAAUUUAUUAUUUUUAAAUCUCUUAUAACUGAAAUAUACAUGUAUACUACCAUGACAAUGUUGUUAUUAGUGUGAAAUAGUAGUACUGUUCUUGUUCUUGUAAGAAUCGUUAGUAAAUGUACAGGUGUAUAAAAUAUUUGUGCGAUCUACUUCGUGUGUUAGGCCUACGUUUUCUAACAUCCUUUUACAUGUUUGUGAUAUUACACAUUCUUAUUUGUCAACUUUUUUCUAUAAAGUGUAAAUUAAUAUCGAUUGUAAUAGGAUUUUCUCGCAACAUAAUCAUUCCCUUCUACUUUCCACUAUGUACAAAUGGUUCAAUCAAAGUUUUGAGAUUAUAUUAUAUUUCUUGUAGUUGCUAGACAUUUUUUACUGUGUAACAUUAAAAGAUGACUUGUCUGACGGUUUUCACUUUACUUGUAGUUAUCUAAGUUUUGAUCCCAAAGUGUGUUUAAAUCAUUAGAAAUAAUUUACGUGUUAGAAAAAUACACUGGGAACAACACUCACGGUUGCAUUUACUAGUCUGUAAGUUGUGGGUGUGUAAGCAAUAAAGCUAAAUGUUCUUUCACCAUUCAUAAAAAUAUAUCUUAACUUAAUAUUUAUUUUAAAAACUUCUCAAAUGUUUGUAGUGUUUUGUGGAUGAAAAUGGAACUACAAUAUAGCCAAACAAAAAUUUGCUUUACAAUAUAAUUUGUUUUGAUGACCCACAGUUAAUUAGACUUUUGAUGAUUUUAUUGCACAUUGUGUGUUUGGGCAAGUUCAUAAUUUGUUUAAUGAUUUUAACUUAGUUACAUAUAUUUGCAACUAAAUUUUUUUAUUAUCUGGGCACUUUUGAAAUAAUAUUAUAGGUGUGAGUGAUAAAAUAAUAAUUUGUAAUAUUUUAGUGUUACAAUAAAAAUUGAUUAAAUAAAAAAAGUGUGUGUAGUGUUUUUGGUUUUUGAGAAUUAUUUAAAAAUAAAGACUUGUUUUGCAUUAACUUAUUUAUUUUGAUUUAAAGACAAUGUAAUCAAUAAUGCAGGGUUUUGAGUUAUGACUGUUAGGUUACGAGUAUUACUUAAUAUUUUACUAAGUAAGUACUGUAUAUGAUUUUGAACUUCAAGAAAUUUUCAAAGCCUUAAAUAACCCUUGGUUGAAAAUGUUGAAACAGUAUUAAAUAGUUUUUUGUGAGUCAUUGGCUAGGCCGGUAGCAAGACAGACCACCUUGAUCAACACCCAGAACAUUGUUGUCAUGGGUUUUGAUCCUGGUGCCUGCAACUAAAUUUUAUCUGUCAGUACAGUUGACCUGCGUAAUCCACCAGCUCACCCGUUUGUUUGCUGGACGUGGCCCGAGGCUUAUGUGGACAGGCAAAUGGAAGGUUAAAAGAGGUCGCAAACCUCUCUUUAGCUUAAAAAAAACAUCAAGGAUUGUUGUUAUGCUAGUUUAAAAAUAUUUGAUUUUAGUACGGUAGCUUCUAUAAAUUAUUGCAUUUUAAUAAAAGUUUACCGCUGGGAAUAAUUUUUACUGCUUUUUCACCUAUGCUUCAGUUAUUUUAUAACAUCACAUGAGCUUGGUGUAAAAUAUGUUAUCCCGUAGUUUUGUUUUGAAUAUUUUAUUUGUUGUAAUUCUUCUUAAUUUAAUUUUUGUAGUGUUGAGUAUUCUAUGACUUGUAAACUAAAUAAUAACGAAAUGUUUUCUACCA